GUGGGCGGACCAAUGGACUGACGGGGGCGGGCUCUUCGCGGGCGGCGUUGUGAAGGCUGCGAGGGCGGCGGCACUGGUUAAGGCGUGUGGCGACCCGCGAUGAAGCCGCCCAUUUCAAUACAAGCAAGUGAGUUUGAUUCUUCGGACGAAGAACCUGUUGAUGAAGAACAGACUCCAAUCCAAAUUUCAUGGCUACCUCUGUCACGAGUGAAUUGUUCCCAGUUUCUCGGUUUAUGUGCUCUUCCAGGUUGUAAAUUUAAAGAUGUUAGAAGAAAUAUUCAGAAAGAUACAGAAGAACUAAAGAGCUACGGGAUCCAAGACGUGUUUGUUUUCUGCACCAGAGGGGAGCUGUCAAAAUAUAGAGUCCCAAACCUUCUGGACCUCUACCAACAAUAUGGAAUUGUCACCCAUCAUCAUCCGAUCCCAGAUGGAGGGACUCCCGACAUUGGCAGCUGCUGGGAAAUCAUGGAGGAGCUGGCCACCUGCCUCAAAAACAACCGGAAAACCCUGAUACACUGUUACGGAGGACUUGGAAGAUCCUGUCUUGUAGCUGCUUGUCUCCUCCUAUACUUGUCUGACUCAAUCUCACCACAGCAAGCCAUAGACAGCCUUCGAGAUGUCAGAGGAUCUGGGGCGAUACAGACCAUCAAGCAAUAUAACUAUCUUCAUGAAUUCCGGGAUAAAUUAGCUGUGUAUCUAUCAUCAAGAGAUUCACUAUCAAGAUCUGUGUCCAGAUAAUGAAGAUCCCAAAUAAACAAGCACAUCUAAGGUC
This is a messenger RNA of Mus caroli (Ryukyu mouse), 772 nucleotides long. RefSeq names its product cyclin dependent kinase inhibitor 3 (gene Cdkn3). The record is from RefSeq and is a predicted model, not a curated record. Gene Ontology annotation, molecular function: protein tyrosine phosphatase activity. Gene Ontology annotation, biological process: protein dephosphorylation. NCBI's taxonomy places the organism in Eukaryota, Metazoa, Chordata, Mammalia, Rodentia, Muridae.